This is a messenger RNA of Saprolegnia diclina VS20, 756 nucleotides long. RefSeq lists its product as hypothetical. Gene Ontology annotation, biological process: regulation of cell cycle. The transcript is spliced from 9 exons. NCBI's taxonomy places the organism in Eukaryota, Oomycota, Saprolegniomycetes, Saprolegniales, Saprolegniaceae. The record is from RefSeq and is a predicted model, not a curated record. Bases 1 to 756 code for a protein of 251 amino acids. Gene Ontology annotation, molecular function: histone H3K79 methyltransferase activity.
AUGCUGCCCGAGGUGCGCUGGCUACGAGCGGCGCGGCUCCUUCCGCCGCAAGAAGGCACCGCGCUCAAAGAGAUGGUUGUCCGGCGGGACCCAAGGCUACAGGCGCUGGCGACGUGCCAAGACGACACCGCACUCCUGCGCCUCGUGGCCGCCGAAGUUGUGAGCGCUGCUUUCCGGGCGUGGUACGCAGUGUACGACAAUAUCGCCAUGUCGACCGACGCCGCGCGCUCGCUGCACGACAACACGUCGGUCGACGAUGGCGGUGGAUGCACAUUGUCGUCGUCGCUCGUGUACGGCGAGGUGGACUUUUUCGGCUUUGCUCGGCUUCUCGAAGCAUUGGCGCCACAGGCUGGCCAGGUCUUCUACGACCUCGGGCACGGCACGGGUCGCGCCGUCUUGGCUGCGGCGCUAUUGCAUCCGCAGCUUACGUGCGUUGGCAUCGAGCUUGUACAUGCGCUCGUCAAAGCCUCUUGGGUCGCCUUACAUGCGAUGCCACUGCCGAACGUGAUCUUGGAGCAUGGCGAUAUCCUCACACACGCUGCGUGGUGGCGCGACGGCGACAUUGUCUUUGUCAACUGCACGUGCUUUACGGCCGACCUCUUCCGCGCAGUGGAGGACCGUGCGUGCUGCAUGAAGCCCGGGAGUCUCUUCGUGUCACUCACCAAGCGGCUUCGCCGCGCCUUGCCGUUCACGCGGCGAGGCCAUAUGAAGAUUCGAACAAGUUGGGGCCACGAGACGGCAUCGACCUUGUGCUAA